This is a messenger RNA of Knipowitschia caucasica, 1137 nucleotides long. NCBI's taxonomy places the organism in Eukaryota, Metazoa, Chordata, Actinopteri, Gobiiformes, Gobiidae. The record is from the annotation of a GenBank genome assembly.
AUGUUUUUUCUACCAAAAGCUUUGAUUGUCCUUCUGUCAUCUGCAGUGUGCAGUCAGGCCCUUGUUGUCACAGUGGAGCCAAAAGUCAUCACUGUCCGCCAGGGGGAGCCCGUGAGCUUCAGGUGCCAAGUGGGCAGCGCUUCACCAUCAAAUGUAGUGUGGAAAAAAACCAAUAGUCAGCGGCUCCCAGACAAUGUCCAGAUCAGCGCUGAUAACCUCCUGAUGACCAUUGUCAACGCUCGCCCUGAGAACCAGGGCCAGUACCGCUGUGUGGCAGGGCCCCCCGCGGGCAGAGCCUUUGGCACAGCUGUCCUAAAUAUCAAGUUUCCACCUAAAGUCCGCCUGAACCAUGUCGGACCCCUCAGAGUCCGAAUCGGGGAUCCAGUGACAGUCGAGUGCAGCACCACAGGUCGACCAAGGCCAAAGUUGACCUGGAAACGUCAGGGGUCCACACUGCAGCUGGUGACCACCACGACAAGUGACGUCAACACAAUCCAGUGGCCGGCUGUUCGCCCGGAGGACUCAGGAGUGUACCUGUGCCAGGCUGAAAACACAGAGGGCAUGAGCGAGAGCAAACUGGAGAUCAUUGUGGAGGGAGGUCUGGGGGCCCCUGUGGCCUCAGUCAGCACCUCUCAGAUGACUGCCAUCGAGGGCCACUCUGUCACAAUGCAGUGUCAAGCCACCGGCUCACCAACUCCAGAGAUCUCCUGGUCCAAACUUAGAGCCCCGUUGCCGUGGAAACACUCAGUGGCGGGCGGAGUCUUGACUUUAAACAGCGUGGGUCGGCAGGACUCUGGACAAUACAUCUGUAAUGCCACAAACGUACACGGCUACAGCGAGGCCUACACAGAAAUGGAGGUAGAAUCGCCCCCUUAUGCCACCUGUUUGCCCGACCAGCUGAGGCUCCGGGCUGGGGACGCCCUUCACCUCCAGUGUCUUGCUCAUGGCACUCAUCCCAUUACUUUCCAGUGGAGCAUUUCAGGCCGCUCUGUACUGCCACCAGGCUCAGAAACGGCCAGAGACGGAAAACUGUUCAUCCCUCACAUCAGGGCGUCUGACGGAGGAACGUACACAUGUGCAGCCACUAACCACAUCGGCACCAGCUCGGCCAGCGCCAGAGUCACUGUGAAAGGUUGA